Messenger RNA from Rhinocladiella mackenziei CBS 650.93, 2673 nucleotides. RefSeq lists its product as uncharacterized. Bases 1 to 2673 code for a protein of 890 amino acids. Gene Ontology annotation, cellular component: chromatin. Gene Ontology annotation, biological process: DNA-templated transcription; regulation of transcription by RNA polymerase II. NCBI's taxonomy places the organism in Eukaryota, Fungi, Ascomycota, Eurotiomycetes, Chaetothyriales, Herpotrichiellaceae. The record is from RefSeq and is a predicted model, not a curated record. The transcript has 3 exons. Gene Ontology annotation, molecular function: DNA-binding transcription factor activity, RNA polymerase II-specific; zinc ion binding; RNA polymerase II cis-regulatory region sequence-specific DNA binding.
AUGACCCUGUUUAAUAUGAGGAUUUCCCAGACCACUGCAAAGAAACCACGAACCCUCCAAUGUCCUGACUGCGACCUUACUGUUGCUCGACCAAGCCACCUCGCCCGUCAUCUCCAGUCCCAUCUACCGCCUGCUCGACGUGAACACUUCUCCUGUGGCGAAUGCGGUCGUCAAUUCUCGCGGAACGAUGUACUCCUCCGACAUCUCCGAACGGCCCAUCAAGCCUCCAUAACCCGAAAGAAGUCUGCUCAAAAGUCCUGUUUUCGCUGUGUGAAGAAGAAGCUGAAAUGUGACCGUGUACGACCGUGUGUACCUUGCACAAAGUCGUCCUCUCCUUGCCAAUACCCCGGUGAUGAGCCUCUCGGCGACUCUAAAGCACCAGAAGGCAAGGCCGAAUCCCCCCCUCAGAAGACACCCCAUUAUCAAGAGUCUGAUUACCGACGGCAUCCCGAUCACCCACUAGAUCUGGUUCAAGCUCCUCCAGGGUUUAUUCCGAACACUGCUCAAAGACCUCCAGACGCCCAGGCGUUUCAUGACGCUCCAUUCUUCCAGCACCCCCCGGAACCCAACUCCAUGCCAAUGAUUCCUCCCGAUCUAGUUUCUUUCUCCACUACCAGCCCGACCAAUGUGGGCAACGAUUUUAACCAAGCCAUGAUGGGAUUCGAGGGCGCUUACCUCCCAGGCGAUUACAACUUCAUGCCCUCGAAUUCGGCUCCCAAAAUCGCCGGCAUGGCUGAAGGCGGAGUCGACUGGCUGAACCUAGAGCUGGAUUCCCCCAAUAAUGGUGAUCCUACGCAGUCCCUGGGCCCAAAUUCUCAGCCCGGAAGCAUAUAUCACGUCCCGACCUCGUCCUCAAUAUCGGGUGGAACCAUGGAAGCCUUGCACGAUCGAAACUAUCAAAACGUGGCAGCACGAUUCGAACCCAUUCGGGCGCAAGAUUCGAACAGUGCCAAAGCCAUCGAGUCACAAGCGGCCGCCCACCAAUGGCCUUUCGAUCAUACACGAAACCCGGAACCCCCAAAGUAUCGACUACCGCCCCUGCGUGAUAUCCUUCAGGGGACCAUGGCAUCAAGCGGACAAGACAAUGGAAAUACCAUCAGGAGUCUGAUUCAACUUUUAUCCGCCUCAUAUCUGCCGGAGAUCGACUUCAUUCAGGAUAUGAGUACGAUGUCGGCCAUGGAACUUCUGAAAACUUCACUGGAACUCUAUUUCAGUGAAUUCCACGCUGUACUGCCAUUAGUUCACAUGCCGACGUUCAACAUGGCCAAGGUUCCCACUGUCACCCUUGCAGCAAUGUCUUGCAUAGGAGCCAUGUAUUCUGAUGAUCGACAAGGGACCGAGCAAUCCUGGUCGUUAAGUGAGAUUUGUAUUCAAAUGAUUGCUUGGCUGGGAGGUGCUGACAGUACCAACUAUUACAAUGCUCCCUAUCUCAUAGCAUGUUGCCUCCAUCAAAUCUACUCCCUUGGAUCGGGAAAUCGACGACUCUAUCAAAAUGCAGAUUGCUCACGAGGUAUAUUGAUCGGGUGUCUUCGGGGAAUGGGUCUGCUCAAGUCUCGGGUCAGUACCGAGUUUGAAAAGGACGAUGUGAUAAAUGGCGUGUCAACCAGCGAUCCAUCCAGCGAGUGGCUCAGGUGGAAGGAUCAAGAACAGGAGAAACGGAUCGCCUGGUCUUCAUUCGAAUAUGACUGCAGUCUCUGCACGCUGACUUCGAGAAGGGGUGCCGUUGACCUCCCCGAACUUCCUAGUCAUUUGCCCUGCGCAGAACCUCUUUGGGAUGCUCCAUCUGCUCAGGCUUGGAUAGCUCUUUACUCUCGUUCGUCCCCUACAGCACGUGGCGCUCCAACAUCGAAAAUGCUCCGCAAUAUUUUGGCCGGCAAACCAGUUCCUGAAGAUCUGCCAGCUUGGAGCAGGAGACUCUGUGCACAAAGCAUAGGCCGACUGUUAUGGGACAUCAAACAGUUAGACAUCAUGUCCACGACGGAAUACCUCAAGCUCCCGUCCUUAGCUAUCGCUCAGAGACAAACCAAAAGUACCCUGCUGCAAGGACUCAAUGCGCUUUGUGAAUCAAUGUACAAUCUCUCUUCUACUGCCGAGCUUAUCCACUACAAUCUAAUCUCAUUAAUAUGUCAUUAUUCACACCUCUACAGCGCUGAUGAAGCGAUGGAUCUCGUCGUUCACAUCUUCCGGAUUUCAGCAUCUCAAUCGAAGCCGCCGAACAAUGGCUUGGCAUCGGCCAAACGACGUCUUUCAUCUAUCCUCCGCAAGAACCCUCAUAAGGCACGCAAUCUCGCCUGGCAUGCGGCUCAGAUCAUUGCUGUUGCAAACGAAUAUUUGGUUUCUGCACCGUGUGAGAUACUAAGAGUGUUCAUGGGAUAUACCUUCAUUCUGGCCUUCGCGAAGUUUGGCCCCCAACCGUCUCCAGACACCGAUUGUGAAUCGUGCUCUGUCCAUUUAGAUUUGUCAAAUCAUCGGGAUGGUCAGCGGACUGCCAUCUCGACAUGGAUUGAGAAUGGAGGCCGAGCGAGUGUAGGCGCCGCCGAGAACAUCUUCAGCGAGGAAGGAUUGAAAGUACUCAGUCAGGAUGCUCAAACGAUGCUACGAAAGAUGCGGUUCUGGGGAUUAGCAAAGAAGUUCAUCCGAAUACUCGAAAGUUUCGAUAUCAAUAGCGAUUGA